Messenger RNA from Aethina tumida (small hive beetle), 761 nucleotides. RefSeq lists its product as uncharacterized. The record is from RefSeq and is a predicted model, not a curated record. Bases 124 to 732 code for a protein of 202 amino acids. The transcript has 2 exons. NCBI's taxonomy places the organism in Eukaryota, Metazoa, Arthropoda, Insecta, Coleoptera, Nitidulidae.
AAUUCUAAAACUGUGUCGUUUAAUCACAGUUUACAUUUUGGCUCAUUAUCAGAUAAGAAUUCUUCUAUAAAGUGGUGAGGUAAUUGAGGUAAAUUACCAGUGCUAAAGUCUCCACCUAAGGAAAUGCAGUCUUUGAUAUUUAUUUUGUUCUUGGGUGCAGCAGUUGCUGCCCCAAGUAAUGAAGAUUACGAUUACUACUACGACUAUUUUGGUUCAUCACAACAAAUCGACGAGAAAAUAAAAGACGACAUAGAACGUGAGCUUUAUGGGUUCGAAUUCGGCCUGGCACUAGGGGGAACAAUAUUUGAUUUGGACUUAAAUCAGUUGGAACACUCACUAUGCGACAGACUUUACGAGAACGCCCAAAUAAUAUUCAGAAACGACUCCGGUGUGCUACGAUUGAACAGCCAACCUGUAAAAGAACAAAUUUCGUCCAUGUUGAGUUAUUUAAAUAAGACACCACUGAAGAAUUUCACCGAUCUGGUACUGGUAACGUUGGGGAAAGCUCUUCUAGAACAACUAAGGAUUGCAAUAGAAUGGGCAGACAGAGUGAUAGCGGUGCCGAUUUAUGUCAUUCAGGAGUUGCACAGAUUGCACUCGAAGAUGUUCCAGGACGCUGUCCUGGAGGCCAAGUCUUACUGGAGGUUCACCAGGACUGCUCUGAUGAUGUUCGGGUUUGAUGUUGAUGGCAUCGUCGAACACAUUAGAGAUGUCCUUUUGGGAUACUAUUAGAUCUGAAUAAAACUAGUUGAUCAAGCGUA